Molecule: messenger RNA, 2012 nt
Organism: Helianthus annuus (common sunflower)
Lineage: Eukaryota; Viridiplantae; Streptophyta; Magnoliopsida; Asterales; Asteraceae
Product: pentatricopeptide repeat-containing protein At1g02150
Exons: 2
Coding region: 142-1740 (532 amino acids)
Cellular component (GO): mitochondrion
Molecular function (GO): protein binding
Source: RefSeq, a predicted model, not a curated record
AAAGCAACACAUCAGCUCCAUCGUUUCUUGUCCCAUGUCUACACCACCAAGAUAACCCUUGUGUGUGUUUCCCUAAACCUUCACCCCCUCCAAAAUCUUGAUCCUAAAACCCUAAUUCAACAAAACCCCAAACCCAAUAACAUGUUACUCCACUCAACAAUCUCCCAAUCCCCACCACAUCCACAACCCAUUUCCUCAUCUUUCCACCAUAAUCCCAUCAAGUUCAUCACUUUCCCACCUGGGUCUGCAAAAAGAUCCCACCUUUACCCCCUCAUCAUAACAAACUGUUCAUCUUCUUCACCUGUUUCACAAGCCUACAACUAUGGCACAGUGGACUAUGAGAAGAAGAAGCCAGGGACAACAGUCACUUGGAAGACUAUUUACAAGAGGAUUUCCAUGAUGGGUAGCCGUGAAAAGGGGUCUAGUGGUGUGUUGAAUCAGUGGGAGAAUGAGGGGAAUAGUGUUACUAAAUGGGAGCUUUGUAGGCUUGUUAAAGAGUUGAGGAAGUAUGGAAGGUUUAAGCUUGCUCUUGAGGUUUAUGAUUGGAUGAAUAAAAAACCCGAAAGAUUUAUCUUGGCCCCGAGUGACGCUGCGAUUCAACUAGAUCUAAUAUCCAAAAUAGAUGGCGUUUCAGGCGCCGAAGAUUACUUCAACAAUCUACAAGACGAUCUAAUCGACAAACGCGUAUAUGGGGCCCUCUUAAACGCAUACGUACACACUAGAAAGAAAGAAAAGGCGGAGUCUUUGCUAGUUGAAAUGAAAGAAAAAGGCUACGCUAACCACGCACUUCCGUAUAACGUAAUGAUGACUCUCUAUAUGAACCUUAAAGAUCACGAAAACGUUGAGGCAUGUGUUUCCGAAAUGAUGCAAAAAAAUAUAGAACUAGAUUUAUAUACGUACAGUAUCUGGAUCACGUCUCGCGGGGCUCAAGGAUCCGUUGAAAAGAUGGAAGAAGUGUUUGAAAAAAUGAAACUCGACGUGUCGGUUAAGCCAAACUGGACUACGUAUAGUACGCUAUCUACCGUUUAUAUCAAGCUUGGGGAGCUUGAAAAGGCCGUAGAUUGUCUUAAAAUGAUCGAAAGUAAGAUUACGGGGCGUUAUCGAAUUCCGUAUCAUUAUCUUUUGAGUCAUUACGGUAGCAUCGGGAGGAAAGAAGAAGUUCAACGGAUUUGGGACGCUUAUAAAACGGUUUUCGAGUACAUACCAAACAUGGGCUAUCACGCAGUGAUCUCGGCAUUUGUAAGAAUGGAUGAGAUUGAAGAAGCGGAGAAUCUUUACGAUGAAUGGCUUUCGGUCAAGACAACCUACGAUGCGAGAAUUGGUAACCGUUUAUUGGGUUGGUACGUUAGAAAAGGGGAUUCGGAAAAGGCGGAAUCUUUUUUUAACGAAAUGUUUGAUACGGGAAAGGCGAACUCGAGUUCGUGGGAAAUUAUCGGCGAAGGUCAUAUUAGGCAAAAGAGCAUUUCCUAUGCGUUGGCUUGCUUUGAAAAAGCGCUUUCGCAUGAAGAAUCGCGGUUUUGGAAACCGAAACCGAUUAACGUUUCGUUGUUUUUCAAGCUUUGUGAGCAAGAACGUAACGAGAAGGGCAAGGAGGCUAUGUUUGAAAUUUUGAGGGAAGCUGGUGUUCUUGAAGAUGAAUUGUUUAUGUCAAAGUUGACUAUUUCUAAAGAGUCAACGGCUAAAGAAAACGAAGAUGAUGAUGACGACAGUGAUACAUUUCUGAACGAUGAUAAUGAGUAAGAAAGUUUUCCGUUUGGAAUCUGAAGUAGGUUUCAAAUGCUUUAUGCGUAUUUCGUUACGUAUCAUAGUAUCAUCAUUUAGCUAUCUGGUCAUAUGAUGCAAUAUAUGAUCUAAUCUGUAGAUUGUUGAAUUGAGUUUAUAUUUUUGGAUAUUUUAUUUUUUAUUUUUGAGGCUUUACUUUUUGCUUGAAUAGUUGUACUGAUUACUUGUUAACUUCUACAUCCUUACUAAUCAUGUUGGUUAUCUUGUAUAUAAAAAUUAUGGUUUGUAUA